Molecule: messenger RNA, 315 nt
Organism: Lathyrus sativus (Indian pea)
Lineage: Eukaryota; Viridiplantae; Streptophyta; Magnoliopsida; Fabales; Fabaceae
Source: the annotation of a GenBank genome assembly
AUGCCACCAUCAUUUGUUAAUGGUCAAUUGAAAUGUAAAAUAAGGCGAGAGAGGAUUGAUGCUGCAAGGAAGCGGAUAAAAAGAAUAACUCAUCCAUUAAAUGUUGAUCUUGAUGAAACUGUACCUCUUGCCAUUUUAGAUAGCACUUGCAAUGAGAAAAGAAAGAAGAGAAGAGGAGUGGUAGUUGAUGGUAUUGAUUGGGAAGACUUGAUUAUUGAGACACUUAUUAUUCAUCAAGUAAAGGAAGAAGAAUUUGAGAAGGGGCAUUACAAUACUUUAUUAGGCCUACACGUGUUUAAUUCCAGCGUUGUAUAA